AUGCAUUACCCUCAUCAGUUUCUGAAUCAGCAUUCUAAUAACGCAUCAAACAAUGAUGUUGACAACGCGUACGAUAACAUCGUCACACAUGGCGAUGCGUCGUCGUUGACGAUUCUGGUGGAGCCAUCGCCCAGGGGGCCCUCGGGGGCAAACACAAACAGCAAUCCUGUGGCUUCUCGCUCUUCACGGCGACCUUCCAACCUGCGGCUCAGCUCCAGCCUCGGAGGCGGUGCACUGCUCUCCCAUAUGACGACCCAGGACCUGGGUGUGAGGCGAGCAGCAGAAUCGUUGGUGUCCGCCAACACCGUCUUGACUAAUGGCAGUACCAUCGCACCUCUAAGGAUUGGGAUGGAUAGUGCGAUGAAGCAGGUGCUGCCAUUGGGAAAGGACGCUGUCCCUUGCAGCAAUGAGUUGGCGGGUGGGAGCAAUCACCAUGUCGUUGCCUCAGCACUGGACACACUUUAUCGGACAGUGCCAGUGCCCAAUGUGUGCCACACCUCUUUCGAAGCGGAGGUAGAGGCUGCCACUGGUGCUUUGCGUGGAGAUUCGGUGGCAUGCGCGACACAGCCUUCCUCAAACAGAUCAGCAAGUACUCUUGAAGAAGGAGAAAUCACGGCCAGAGCCGAUAGCCCUGUAAAAGGAAAGGAGACUCGCGUAUUGUGCCUGCAGGAUGCGCUUAAGGGUGUUGCUCUCUCGGCGGAUUCACACAAUGAGGGGACCCUCGCGUUGGGGCGGCAGGUACAGCCUGAAGUUGCAGUUGCCUUUCAAGCGUCUUCCCCGGAGGCCUCCAAAAUUCCACCACGGAGUGAACGUGGUAUCUUUGGGCUUUUUGGUUCAAUAGAGUAUGAGCGUUUCGGGGCGUUUGCUGCUCUUUUCAGACGGCACCGAUCGUUGCUCGAUUCGUUUCUCGAGCGUGUCCUGCAAUCGAACCAAGAUCUUUACCCGAAGGAACUCAAUAUAAUGGAAUUUCUACGCAAUUCACGCGAGGCACCGGAUGGUGUAUUUUGCGGAAGCCCACUUUUAACGUGGCCGCUGCAUGUACUGUACACUACUUCGUGCUUCUAUGUCACAGCAAAGCUACACGGCUACUAUGAAGUAUUUGAAGCCCUCCGUCUUCGGGGUGGACUGCUCGUCAGUGGUAAGGAUAUUUUUUCAGCUUUGGCUGUUGCGAUGUCACCUACGGAGGAGGAGCUGGUGUACCACACUUCACGAAUGUACCGUGCCGCCUUCUACGUCGGGUCGGUUUAUAGUGUGAACGAAGAACCUCUGCAGGCGGGUCUCCAAGAUUGCUCACAUCAGAGCUUUGCCCUACUUCUCGUUAAUAUUUCAACGACGUCACUGCAACUCCUUGUAGACGAGGUAAAUAGGGUUCAUUUGGGGCCCAAAAGCAGUGGUAGUUGGUGUGGGCGCGAUGCUUCUCACGCAAUCCCGCUUUCAAGGGUGGAGAUAACGCGUGUCAUCGGCCCCCGCUCGGCAGUUGUGUGCGGCCAUCCUGUGGAUCUGGAGCGGCUGAGUAUUAUCCUUGUUGGUUACGCCAACGCCACGGGGGUAAAGGUGCACAGGGAGUACCUUCCAGCUACAGUCCCUUUGAAUAGCUCCUUCUAUAACCAGUUAAUGUACCUGCGCUUGCUGCAGCUUUGGGAAGAUAAUGGCGUGGAGAUUGACGUGUCGUCGCUUCGUCUAACGGUCUACUCUCCUAUGGAUGGGCAGCCGUGGAACAACACUUCGAAGUGCGUUCUUGCGGAUCAAGUCGCGCUGGCAGUGACGUGCGAGGCUCAAGACCUGACGUACUCCCUUAGCCAUCUGCGCGAUGACGAUGUGGUGUUGGGGUUCUCAUUCACUUUCCCGUGUGUUGGCCAGCUUAUUGCGUGGACACAGCGGAAGAUCACGGUGCUCUCAGAGCCUGAGGAUCGAGUUGGCGAAAACGUCCUUCCGUCACCGCGUCGAAGUGCUGCGGACGGCGUUCUCCACACGACACUCUCGAAGUGUGCGAAGAUUAACGCCAUCUUGCAAAGCAUGGAAUGGGAGGAAAAGAGCUGUCAUGCCUGCGUGGAGGACCUUUCCACCAGCUUUCUCCAACUCGGGCUGUUGGUGAGUGUUGGGGACUCCGCAAGGGCAUCUGCGGUUGCUAACCAGCAGCCUGAGCUUCCAUCCGAAACUCCAUUUUCUAACCAUGUUGAUGCUGGUGUUGACGAUGACUUGGGCAAUAUUAUUAGGACUUAUUCGCAUGAUCAGACGAUGACGGGUGGACAGUUUCACCGCAUCGAUAAUAUGGUGACAAACCCCCAAAGCGGUGGGCCGGCCCGUGCCAAUGCUGGGGACGGCAUUCUGGAUGCGGUUCCACGUUACGUUGUUCUCCCCGACAAAAAGCUUCCCCCAUUGAUGAAUGUGUACCAAGUACCACCCAUUAUAAGAUACUACGAAAUGCAGUUCAAAUGUGCCUUGACACGCGGUGCAGUGGAGUUUGCCCAGCAGCUGGCGCGUCAUACGGGGUUUGCGUUCCCUCCACACACGCUGCUGAUGUGCCCCACCGUUAUGAACCUUAUGGAGUUAUGGGACACGUAUGAGUUUCUGUUGAGAGGCCAGAUAUGUGAGGCUGUUUAG
Trypanosoma grayi is the source of this 2604-nucleotide messenger RNA. RefSeq lists its product as hypothetical. The record is from RefSeq and is a predicted model, not a curated record. Gene Ontology annotation, molecular function: transferase activity. Lineage: Eukaryota; Euglenozoa; Kinetoplastea; Trypanosomatida; Trypanosomatidae. The transcript has a single exon. The coding region runs from base 1 to 2604 and encodes 867 amino acids.